UUGGCGGGGCCAGUUUCAUUUGCAGUGUGAACAUGGAAGCACCUCGCCAAGUACAACAGCAACUUCCUGCUCGAGGAAGAGGAGGAAGAAGAAGAGGAAGAGGAGGAGUGAGAAUGCGUGGAGGAAUAGGGGGAAGAGGCCGAGGAGCACGGAGGCACCAUGAUGUCCCAGAUGAAAUCCGGGCCACCCUUAUUGACCACGUCAUAAACCAUCGCCUCACAAUGGCAGAGGCAGGUCGCCGAGUGCAGCCUAAUGUGCCUCGGUCUACAGUCUCCUCCAUCAUCCAAACCUUUCGCAGGGAAAACAGGAUUGGACGACAGCCUCAAGUGGGUGGCAGAAGAAAACUUCUAAAUGAACAACAAGAACAAGAAAUAUGCAACAUGGUCAUUGCAAAUAAUGCCAUCACACUGAGACAGAUUCGUAAUGCAAUCCUGCUAGACAAUGUAAUGUUCCAAAAUAUAAACUCUAUCAGCAUCUCCACAAUAGACCGGGUAUUGAAGAAACAUCAGAUGACCAUGAAACAGAUUUACAGGGUACCAUUUGAGAGAAACUCUGACAGAGUGAAAGGGCUGCGGUACCAGUAUGUGCAUGUAAGUCAACUACUGGUUGUCUAUCAUUGUAACACUAUUACAGUAAGACAUGGUUACCACUGUUUUUGUUUUUGUUAUCCUUUUCACCUUCAGAAUCCAGCUUUGUGUGACUAG
Molecule: messenger RNA, 704 nt
Organism: Polypterus senegalus (gray bichir)
Lineage: Eukaryota; Metazoa; Chordata; Cladistia; Polypteriformes; Polypteridae
Exons: 2
Coding region: 33-704 (223 amino acids)
Source: RefSeq, a predicted model, not a curated record